Amborella trichopoda is the source of this 1934-nucleotide messenger RNA. RefSeq lists its product as uncharacterized. NCBI's taxonomy places the organism in Eukaryota, Viridiplantae, Streptophyta, Magnoliopsida, Amborellales, Amborellaceae. The record is from RefSeq and is a predicted model, not a curated record.
CAAUAUGCUAAUGAGAAAAUAGAGUAUACACGUCAUGUAUAUUUGCAGUAUCCGUUCUCCACCUUCCACAGGUGAGGACUUAAUUCUAUUCUCUGCUCAUAAGGUGUAUCCAAUGGACGAGCUAGUUGCUAGCACCCUAGCAUGCUGUUUUUUCCCACUGAUUUAUAGGGAGCAGUUCAGUCCUGCAGUGGCGAUUCUUCCCGUGAAAUGCUUUUGAUUCUUCUUCUCUCUAGUUGCCCACUAUUUGAAUUUCUCACUCUAAAAUCUCAUAGAUUAUUUUUUGAUCCAUAAAAAUCUCAUAGAUUUUAACUAUUUUCUCUCUCUUCUGGUUCUCGGCAUGGACCCGCCUGCAAGAACCGUGCUCAAUAGACUCACUUCUCGCCCUCUAAUCCUUCACAAACCAAACCCCCAUUUUCGCGCUAGAUUGUGUCCCCCCGAUAGUCCCAACCCUUCGUUAAAACCCAGAAGCCUAGCCCUAAUCUCCUCCCAUUUCCAUAGAAUAACCUCGAGUUCAUGUACUGGAGCUUCUGCAACUGAUUCAUUAUUUCACAGUAAUGGUUCGAUGUCUCUACUCAAUCUAAUCCCUAGGGAUUAUUUUCUCUCUUCCAUGGUUUCUUCCUUCUUAUCUCAUUCGUAUUCAGGGAGCAGCAGCCUCGGUCUCUCUUCUUUGAGUAUGGAUGAAAGGAGGUAUCAUAAAUGGCAUUGGAGAGAUAGUGAUGGCUUUGAAACAGGGGUUUCUAGUGAUAAGAGGCCUGUAAUGGGGGUGGUUUUACUGGGUUGGCUUGGUGCCCAACAGAAGCAUUUAAAGAAAUAUGCAGACUGGUACUUGUCGAGGGGAAUUCGAGCUAUUACCUUUGUUGUUCCUGUGAAAGAUGUAUUCAGGCUUAAGCUAGGGCUAGGGUUUGGGGUCGAAGACUUGAUUAGAGACCUAACUCAGGAGCUUGUGAGCUGGUUAUCUGUGAAGGAGGUUGAUGGAAGGGAGAGGUGCUUGCUUUUCCACACUUUCAGCAAUGCUGGGUGGCUUACUUACGGUGUCAUACUUGAGAACUUGCUAAUGAGAGAAGGCCUGAUUGAGAAGAUCAAAGGAUGUGUAGUUGACUCUGGACCAGAGCCAAAACUAAAUCCGCAGGUUUGGGCUGCAGGGUUUGGGACGGCAUUGCUUAAGAAACAGAGUAACCUGACACGCUCUGCAGCUGAGUCCAAUGAGUCUGAUGAAAACAAGCCUCCAUUGAAGGAAACCAUGGUCAUGGGGAUUCUUGAGAAGAUUUUCUCAGUUGUCUUGAAGCUACCGCCUGUAAAUCAGAGAUUAACCAAGAUCAUUUCAGUUCUUUCAAACUGUCAACCAUCUUGCCCUCAGCUCUACUUGUAUAGUACCGCUGAUAGCGUCAUUCCAGUUGAAUCAGUGGGGUCGUUCAUGGAGGAGCAAAAGAGACUUGGGAAACAGGUAAGGGGAUGUAAUUUUGGUUCAUCACCCCAUGUAGAUCACUUUAGGACCUUUCCUUAUGUUUAUGCUGCUGAGCUUGAAAGCUUUUUGAAUGAAUGCACUUCGGUGUCCCAGUGUUAGGAACUUCAUCUAUAUGGGAUUUUAGCUCUGCAUUUUUGGAGAUUUGGCAAUAUCGUUGGGCUGGAUUUUGGUUGACUAAACCGAGGCUCACCAAAUAAUGAAAGCCCAAAUCUGGGUUGGACCCUGGCCUGGCCUAUAAAUCUAUUAGGGGCACAGGCUGAGGCCCAAGCAUCAAUCUUCUGCCUCAUUUUUUUAAAAUAAGGAAAUUUUUUUUAUGGCUUUUGUUUGAUACAUUGCAGCCGAAGUCUGUUCGGAUAUGGUAAAGUAUGAUUAAAUAUAACCAGUACUUGAAUUUGAAUUUGAAUUUAGAUUAUUUAUUGAUGCCCCUUUGUAAACUUUGGAGUAUUAUUAUGAAUUGGAUCAAACAAGA